AUGACUGAAAUCAAAGACCAAAUCUACCGAUACCGGCACUACAUUGGUGUUGCUGCAGCUGUAUUGCUUGUAUGCCAACAAGUGUACCACCGUAUCUUUCGUAUCCCAAAGAACCUACGCCAUCUACCAGCUAUUCCUUAUGGGCAGCAACUUAAAGCACUCCAAUCACAAGAAAACUUGAUCAGCCGUACGCAACGUUUAGUCUUUCCCUUGCUCUCAAAAGCCAAUGGUGUUUACCUUGUAUGCUUCUUUGAUCUUGAUACCUGGACAAUUUAUGUGGCAGAUCCAGAAAUUGCCAGGAUCGUCUUUUUCAAACCAGAAUUCGCGAACAAGACAAGUUCCGUCCUUGAUAGCAUCGACCAGAAUACGACAUUGAUUGAAUUCGUUGGUAACGACAAUGUAUCGAUUGUGAAUGGACACCAUUGGAAGGAUCAGCGAAAGAUCAUGAACCCUGCUUUCCACCGAGCAACUCCAGUUGGUAUGUUUGGCAGUCUCAUGCCCAAGGUGUUUCGUCUUGUUGAGGAGCAACCCACCGUACCUGUACUCGAGUUGAUGCAAAAGCUCACGUUGGAUGCAUUGGGCAAAUCCGUAUUCGGAUUCGAUUUUGGUGGAUUGGAUGACCCUGAUUCGGUAUGGGUCAAAACCUAUCGUCUUCUAUUUGAUGGCUUCACAAAUGUCAUUCCUUUGGUGUUUCCACGCCUUGAUGGUCUCUAUCGAUACUUUAGUGCUAAACGCCGAGCACAACACGAUGCCGUCUACAAGUUGAUUGAUUUGCUCGAUGGCGUAGCUGACAAGAAGAGAUCCAUGCUGCAAGACGAAUCGAAUUCACAUACCAAUGAUGUGCCUGAGCACGAGAAGGAUUUGCUUCAACUCAUGUUGGAGGCUGAGCUCCGAGGUGAAGGCAACUGGACCAAAAAAGAGCUACGACACAAUAUGGCCAUAUUCUUUGUUGCAGGCCAUGAUACCACAAGCCAUGCUCUUACCUUUUGCUUGUAUCUCUUGGCAAUGAAUCAGGAUAUCCAAAAGAAAGCACGUGAAGAGAUCCUCCGAGUUCUUGGUGACGAGCCUACGGAUGUAUUCCCUACAUUGGAAGAUUGCAAGAAAAUGGACUACCUUGACAUGGUGAUCAAAGAGAGCAUGCGAAUUUAUCCACCUGCAAAUGACAUUCUUGCACGUGACGUACAUGAGGAUUUGAAUGUGAAGGGCAUCUUUAUUCCAAAGGGCGCAAUGGUCAGCGUUGACAUCCAAGCUCUUCACCACCGACCCGAUUUGUGGCAUGAACCCGAAAAGUUUAAUCCCGAUCGAUUCCUUCCUGGCGGUGAGCAUGAUUCGCAUGAGGGCAUCGCCUAUGCACCCUUCAGCUCCGGGGCACGACAAUGCAUCGCACUCAAAUUUAGCAUUAUGCAGCAACGAGUGGUUUUGGCCAUGCUUUUGCGAAAAUUCGAAUGGGAACUUCCAAAGGAGUCAAAACACAAAGAUGGCAUCAAAUUCGAGAUACCUUUCAACCUUGCACCCAAGGAUCUAGAACUAACAUUCCAUAAGCGAUAUUGA
Lichtheimia ornata is the source of this 1551-nucleotide messenger RNA. RefSeq lists its product as uncharacterized. Lineage: Eukaryota; Fungi; Mucoromycota; Mucoromycetes; Mucorales; Lichtheimiaceae. The record is from RefSeq and is a predicted model, not a curated record. The transcript has 10 exons. Gene Ontology annotation, molecular function: heme binding; iron ion binding; oxidoreductase activity, acting on paired donors, with incorporation or reduction of molecular oxygen. Bases 1 to 1551 code for a protein of 516 amino acids.